This is a messenger RNA of Triticum aestivum (bread wheat), 2865 nucleotides long. RefSeq lists its product as uncharacterized. The record is from RefSeq and is a predicted model, not a curated record. Bases 570 to 1424 code for a protein of 284 amino acids. The transcript has 9 exons. NCBI's taxonomy places the organism in Eukaryota, Viridiplantae, Streptophyta, Magnoliopsida, Poales, Poaceae.
UAUUGGAUUCUUAACAAGUGGAGCCUUGGACUGAUGACAUCCAUGCCAUUUGGUUAUGCCACAUGAUAUGCUCAAAUAUGUGUUAAGUUGGGGUCUUGGAGUUGUCUGAUUCGCCAUAUCUUAUAUUCUGCAUGACUUCAACAUUGGCGGCUGGGAAACAACAACACUUGGAAGUGUACCAAUCACCGCCAAGUGGAUAUAUUCCUCAUGAACCAGGAUGCGGUUCUGGCUUGUGGGCACAUGAGAGCCUGGAGAUUUGAACACUAGCCUGUUUUCUUCUGUAGGAAAAUGGCAUCCUUGACUUGAUGGAAAGUUGGAGACAGACAUCAAAUUGGCUGUGGAUCAUUCCGAAUGUUGGAUAUCAUGCCAUCAGUCUAUCAAAGCAUCUGUGUAUUUGUUCUGUUCUGUCUGUUGCCAACUUGGGCAGCUGCUAUAAGUAUAGCACCAAAUCCACCAGGCUCAACAUCAUUCAUUGCCUCAUUACAAGCCUUCCAGUGUUCAUUGUCACGAGGUUGCUGUCUGAUUGGUGUGAUUUCAUUUAGCAACUGCCUUGCUUUUGACUAUAGAAGAUGGCUGCUAUUGUUGAAGGUCCCACUCCUAAGUAUGAGUGCUUGCUAUUUGAUUUGGAUGAUACACUGUAUCCUCUUAGUGCUGGCAUCAAUCUUGCUUGCCGCAAAAAUAUUCAAGAUUACAUGCGUGACCAUCUGCGAAUUGAAGAAAGCCAAAUUGCAGAGAUGUGCCUGGAACUUUAUAGGGAAUAUGGCACCACAAUGGCUGGUCUUAAGGCAUUAGGUUACGAGUUUGAAAACGAUGAAUUUCAUUCAAAUGUUCAUGGUAGACUGCCAUAUGACAAUCUGAGGCCUGACUCUGUUUUGAGGACCCUUCUACUUUCCAUUCCACAAAGAAAAAUAAUAUUUACAAACUCGGACAAGGUUCACGCGGAAGAGGUUCUGCGCAGGCUGGGUUUGCAGGACUGCUUUGAGGGUGUGAUAUGCUUCGAGACAUUGAAUCCACCAGCCAUGACGAGCAAUGGCCUAUGCAAGUCCCAGGAGGAUCCUAUGGCGCUCUCUGGUGAACCAUCUUCCGACUUGGACGAUCUCUACGGAUCGGAUGGCAGACCAAAAUCACCCAUCCUGUGCAAACCCACUAUUGAAUCAAUGGAAGCCGCAAUUCAGAUAGCAAAUGUUGAUCCUAAGAAGACAAUCUUCUUUGAUGACAGCACCAGGAAUAUCGCUACCGGAAAGGCUGCAGGCUUCCACACCGUGAUUGUUGGUAGGUCAACACUCGUUCCAGGGGCUGAUCAUGCACUGGAGAGCAUCCACAACAUCAAGGAGGCGUUGCCCGAGAUAUGGGAAGUCCACGACUGGUCAGAAUUUGACGCUGUUCCUGCUUCUGCCGCGGUAGAAACAUCGGUUAUUGCUUGACGUCGUGUUCCCAAUGGAUUGGCUACCAUCGGAGAAUGGAAUGUUGUAUCACAGGUACCAAGCAUGGACCUAUUUAGUAAAAAGUAGCAUUGUAUUCUCGACCUUCAUGCGCUGAUACACCUCAGAAACGCCGCCUCGCCUGUGCAGGGUGAAAAAGGUACUCCCUCCGUCCGGAAAAGCUUGUCUCAAGCUUGUUCCUCAAAUGGAUGUAUCUAGCACUAACUUGGUGCUAGAUACAUCCAUUUGAGGGACAAGCUUUUCGGACGGAGGGAAUACCAAAGUAUCCCGAAAAAGCACAAGAGUAAACAUAUAUUAUCAUAUGGGCAAUAAACUUGAAUGUCAAUAAACACUUUUUUGUUUGUUGCAAAACCCACUUAUUGACUACACUCCUUGUGUACUUGCUUGCAUGUAAUGCUAUCUUGAAACAAAUGCCUCAACGGUUAAAGGGAACAUGGGAGUCAUAGUGGCCAUCUUCUCUCCGUCAAGAAAAGUAAGGGGAAAUUUAUAUCUGGUAAAUCAACACUUCGAUGACAAUACAUCAAGACCAUCCUACAUAUUUGCUAACAGUUUGCUAAAUAUGAAAGACACUAAGGAAACUAGAUAUAGUUUCAAAACAAAUAGCAUGAGACAUGACCAAAUGCAGAGCUAACAAAUAGUUGCAUCUCCCGUACGGAAAGCAUUCUGUGGGAUAUUCUAGCUAGAUUCCAGCACGUUAAGCAAGAGAUGAGAAAGAGUAUACAGCUUGCAUCCUCUCCACAGAUGAUAUUACAUUCUUGCCGCGCCAAGGAGAAUUUCUUGCCUGGAAGAAACAAAGCCCGCAUGAUUUUGAUCAUGCCCGAUAACCACUCCGACACGGCCACCUGCAUCUAGGAGGUACGCCAAACCAGUUCACCAUUACUGGGAUAAAUAAAGCAAUCAACCGAAGGAUACGCCAAACAUAUAUUGCUGAUAUUCGUGACGUAACCUCCAAUGUCACUUUAUUUAGUGUCGUACGCCAAUUUGAUGGUCAUUCUUUCAAGUACUGGCGCCCAUCUGAAUAUCAUUGUGAUGAAAUCAAUCUCAGUACUGUCCCCUCUGAAGUUGUCGAUUUCUACUUCUUCAAGGAGAGUCAAGGAGAUACUUUGGCUCCUCCAGUUCUUGGGCUCAUGACAAUCACAAUUUUCAUGACAUUGUGAUGCUUGUGACAUCUAGAACAUGAAAACCGUUAGAAUGUGUGUAUUUUGAACUAGUAUGUGUAAGCAUCAUGUUGAAUUACCUCCGACCACCUUGAUAGGUUAACCUUAAGCCUCUGCAUAGCUGUUUCAAUGUGAUGCAUCCCAAGGAGACACAACAUCAAUGGUCCAAAAGCAUGCCCUGUUGUGCUGAGAUUUACCUCCAAUGUAGAAAAGUUGGUAAUCGGAAGUUUCUUCAUCUCAUGCGCCAAGUUAAGCGGCACUACAUA